This is a messenger RNA of Protopolystoma xenopodis, 519 nucleotides long. The record is from the annotation of a GenBank genome assembly. NCBI's taxonomy places the organism in Eukaryota, Metazoa, Platyhelminthes, Monogenea, Polystomatidea, Polystomatidae.
AUGUCGCUCCCUCCCCUGGUCCCAAUCUCGAAGGUUUGUUGCAUAGGGGCGGGGUACGUCGGUGGGCCUACAUCAGCUGUGAUUGCUUAUAAGUGCCCUAAUGUUCAAGUUCAUGUUGUUGACCAAGAUGCCACGCGAAUAGACGAAUGGAACUCUGACAACCUUCCCAUUUUCGAGCCAAAUUUGCACGAAAUUGUCGUCCAGUGUAGAGGGAAAAACCUUAAAUUUUCUACGGAAAUAGCAAAGGCUAUUGAAGAAGCUGAGCUUAUAUUCAUAUGCGUCAAUACGCCGACCAAAUCAUAUGGCAUUGGCAGGGGUCGUGCUACUGAUACUACCAUGCUAGAAGAAGUGGCUCGUCAAAUAGGACAGUGUUCUAGCCGACCUAAGGUCGUUAUUGAGAAGAGUACUGUGCCAGUCAAGGCUGCAGAGAGCAUCUCCAACAUUCUUCGUGCUAACUCUUCUCAAGUGGAACCGGAUGAACUUGAAAUAGAUGAGGAAAGUAAUCUUAUUGAAUUUUAA